AGAUGAUGGGUUCUAUUUCGUCUUGGCGGCCAAACUAGGGGGUUGUAUGACCUCGACGCGCCACGUUAGAUAUCAGCCACACCUGUGCACCGCCGUACUCACUCAUCCGUAGCACUUCUUCCAUACAAGUGCAUGUAUUAUUGAUGUGCAAAUACAUAUUUACCUUUGUACAUACCUAUUGCUCUAUCAAAAUUUGUUAAUCAGAUCACCAAUUCACCUAAGUACCUCUGAUGGAAUAAGAUGUCAGUCACUUUCGACAACAUCCUCAACUUCCGAGACGUCGGAAAGACGGUCAACGAUUAUCUCGGCCGAAAGCUAGUUCGAGAAGGCGUAUUAUACCGAUCCGCGAGACCAGACGAUGCGUCCCCCGAGGACCGCAAGAGGCUCAGAGAUGAGUUUGGCAUCAAAACGGUCGUGGAUCUCCGGACCAAGACCGAACACUUAAAGCAAGCUGAGAAACGCCAAGCCUCCCAGACCAAUUUACCAGAACCAAACGCCCCGUCGGAAUCCGUUCAGAUCCCGGGCCUGCGAUAUCAGCAGAUCAAGGUAACGGGCCGGCGGUUCGAAAAGUUCCUCGUGAGCCAGCUUUCGUGGUGUAACUACUUCAAACUAAUAUUCCUCUUCCUCCUCGGCUACCGCACCCAAGCCAUCAGCCUCAUAAGCCAAGAAGUGCUCCUUCCGCGAGGCCUCGUCGGUCUCGGUCUCGUCACCAUCGACGAGUCCGGUGCCGAGAUCGCCGAUACCCUCCGAACUUUCCUCGCGCCCUCCAGCACGCCCCUCCUAGUGCACUGCACGCAGGGCAAAGACCGGACGGGCCUGGUCGUCGCCCUGAUUCUCAUGGUCCUCUCCGUGCCCGCGCCCGCGAUAGACCACGACUACAUGCUCUCGAGCGCGGGGCUCUCCUCCGAGCGGGAGUCGCGGCUCGCGGAGAUCCGGGAGAUCGGGUUGACCGCCGAGUGGGGGGACGCGUCGCCGGAUUUCGUGGCGAAGGUGGUCGAGCACAUAGACGUCAAGUACGGCGGUGUCGACGGGUACUUGGAUGGCGUAGGUUUUGAUGCAUCCGAGAGGCGCCGGCUCGUUGAAGUGUUAGGUGCGUAGGCUUGCGGGAAGAAACGAUGAAGCCGUAGCAUUGGUAACCACCUUGUCACAUGGCAAAGU
Annulohypoxylon truncatum is the source of this 1158-nucleotide messenger RNA. RefSeq names its product tyrosine/serine protein phosphatase. The record is from RefSeq and is a predicted model, not a curated record. Gene Ontology annotation, biological process: dephosphorylation. NCBI's taxonomy places the organism in Eukaryota, Fungi, Ascomycota, Sordariomycetes, Xylariales, Hypoxylaceae. The transcript is spliced from 6 exons. Gene Ontology annotation, molecular function: phosphoprotein phosphatase activity. The coding region runs from base 241 to 1098 and encodes 285 amino acids.